AUAAAUCCUAAUAUUAAACUCACAAUAUCACAAUAACCCACGCCAUACACCAAUUGACAAGUCUUGCAUCAGCAGCAAUGUGUUCUUCAACCCCAAUGAUCCUUUGUUUCCUCUGCUUCACUUCAUUCUUCAUACCCAUUUUAGUAAUCGCUCAGCCAGAUUUUCAAUUUUAUAUUUGCGUCGAAGAUCAAGGUAACUUCACCACUAACAGUACGUACAAAGUGAAUUUAGAUCAUAUCCUCUCCGAUCUCACCACUCACCGCCAAGUUAACAACGACUAUGCCGGUUUUUACAACUUUUCUUAUGGCCUUACCCACAGAGCCAAUGUAAUUGGGCUUUGCAGAGGAGACCUUAUGCCAGAUGCUUGCACCAGAUGCCUCAACAACUCUAGAACUCUUCUCCCUUCUCUUUGUCCCAACUAUUACGAAGCCAUUGGAUGGUACGAUGAGUGUAUGCUUCGCUAUUCCAACCGCUCGAUUUUUCGCAAAAUGGAGACAUUACCUGGUUUCUAUGCUUGGAAUCCCAACAAUGCUUCUGAUCCUAAUCGCUUCAUCCAAGUGUCGAGAACUUUGCUCGAACAACUCACUACCAACGCUACAUCGGGCGAUUCCAGUCAAAAGUUCGCCACAGGAAUCACUACGAUCCCCAACUUUCCAAAAAUAUACGGGGCUGUUCAAUGCACUCCUGAUUUGUCUGCUGAAGAUUGCAGUAUCUGCUUGCUUGGAGCUCUUGACGAUAUUGGAACGUGCUGUUAUGGUAAAGCAGGGGGUAGAGUUCAGGCACCCAGUUGUUAUUUUAGAUUUGAGACUUAUCUUUUUUAUCAGCUACCCUCUAUUUCUUCAUCGCCUUCUCCGCACAUAGCCCCAUCUCCUAUUCAAUCUAAUUCAAGUACACCUCCAAAACCAUCUCGAAAACUCGUUACGGUGGUUGUGCCGAUUAUCGUGGGUGUUGUAGUUGCUGUGGUGAUAUUAACCCUCAGUAUCUAUAUCUUCGUGAAGAAAACAAAGGAAAGAAAGCCAACAAAUCAUGCAUCUGGGUCAAGUAUGGCUCCAGAGAAUGAAGAUACAGAUGAAGGGUCCUCCCAAUUUGAUUUCGACAUUAUUAAAACGGCAACAGAUGGAUUCUCUGAAGCAAAUAAACUUGGGGAAGGUGGAUUUGGAGUGGUUUACAAGGGUCGACUUCCCACUGGAGAAACCAUUGCUGUCAAACGACUCUCUCGAGCUUCAAGUCAAGGAGAUAAGGAGUUCAAGAAUGAAAUCUUAUUAGUUGCUAAACUUCAACAUCGAAAUUUAGUUCAGCUAUUGGGUUUUUGCUUCAAAGGAAACGAAAAGAUUCUCAUUUACGAGUUGGUAGAGAAUUCCAGUCUCGAGAAAUUCCUCUUUAGUCCCAAAAAAUGUGUGAGUUUAGAUUGGAAAACUCGUUACAAGAUUAUUGGUGGAAUAACUCGAGGACUUGUUUACCUUCACGAAGAGUCUCAACUCAAAAUCAUACAUAGAGAUCUCAAAGCUAGUAACAUUUUACUAGAUGCAGAUAUGAAUGCUAAAAUUUCUGAUUUUGGCACUGCAAGAUUAUUUUUACAUGAUCAAACGCAAGGAGAUACAAAAAAAGUGGUUGGCACUUAUGGAUACAUGGCUCCUGAAUACGUCCACAAGGGUCAUUUCUCAGUCAAAUCAGAUGUCUUUAGCUUCGGCGUUUUAGUUUUGGAGAUUGUAACUGGACUAAAAAACAAUCAAAUUCAUAUGUUUGACAACGAGAUUGUAGGUGUUGUAGGCUAUGUUUGGAGAAAUUGGCAGAAUGGAACCACUCAAAAUAUCAUAGACCCCACUUUGACAAGUUGUUCAAAGCCAGAAAUGGUUAGAUGCAUUCAUAUAGGGUUACUAUGCGUUCAAGAAAAAGUAGCUAAGAGACCAACCAUGAGUACCAUACUUCUCAUGCUUAAUAGCUACUCUAUCACUCUUCCAAGACCAUCUCAACCUGCUUUCCUUUUAAGUAGCAUCAACUCUCAUAUGUCUGAUCAACUAAAUCACAACUCGAUUGAUCAAGAACGAAAUGAGAUGUCAAUUACCGAUCUUUAUCCUCGAUAACUUUAAUUUACAUGUCAUAUAUUUUGUUUCAAUGUAUAUCUUUAGCUAAUUAAAUUACAAGAUGUAUAAAUUACUUGUAACAAUCUACAUCCUCUAAUACUGUCACUCUAUUUUCCUUUAAUUUAUUCAUAUAAUAUGAUAUUACGACAAGAAAA
Cucumis melo (muskmelon) is the source of this 2239-nucleotide messenger RNA. RefSeq names its product cysteine-rich receptor-like protein kinase 29. The transcript is spliced from 7 exons. Gene Ontology annotation, biological process: protein phosphorylation. NCBI's taxonomy places the organism in Eukaryota, Viridiplantae, Streptophyta, Magnoliopsida, Cucurbitales, Cucurbitaceae. The record is from RefSeq and is a predicted model, not a curated record. The coding region runs from base 78 to 2084 and encodes 668 amino acids. Gene Ontology annotation, molecular function: protein kinase activity; ATP binding.